Molecule: messenger RNA, 1063 nt
Organism: Equus caballus (horse)
Lineage: Eukaryota; Metazoa; Chordata; Mammalia; Perissodactyla; Equidae
Product: myelin and lymphocyte protein
Biological process (GO): myelination
Cellular component (GO): membrane
Molecular function (GO): structural constituent of myelin sheath
Source: RefSeq, a predicted model, not a curated record
CUCCUCCCUUCCGGGUCACGGGCGCUUCUGCUCUUCAGCCAGGCGCAGUGGGACCGGUCCACUGGGCUCCGCUGAGCAAGAGAGCGGUCAGCGCGGAGCCGGAGCCGCGGGUCCUGCCCCGAGGCUGCAACCAGCAUGUGGAGACAGCGCUUGCCUAGCGGCAGGGAAGUCUUCACCACCUUCCCCGAUGUGCUCUUCAUCUUUGAGCUUGUCUUUGGGGGCCUCGUGUGGAUCCUGAUCGCCUCGUCCCUGGUGCCCCUCCCCCUGCUCCAGGGCUGGGUGAUGUUCGCGUCUGUGUUCUGCUUCGUGGGCACCACUGCCCUGUUCUUCUGGUACAUAAUUGGUGUCCGUGAUAGUAAGACUUCCUGGAAACUUCUAGACAUAUUCUACCACUUUAUAGCUGCCCUGUUUUACCUCAGCGCCUCCUUGCUAGAAGGUUCAGUUGCCAGCACCAUGGAAUAUGACUUGCUAUAUGAACAUUACCUCGAAAACGUCUUUGCUGCGGUGUUUUCAUUGCUAGCCACUCUGCUGUACAUGAUCCAUGCCUGUGCUUCCUGCUGCAGACAGUUUGAUUGGUUGGAAAGCCAGCGGCUGUUACCUGAUUGGCCGUCCUACGGGGUAUAAUUGUAGCGUGCAGAAAUGCUCUCCAUGGUGGAAAAAAGAAACCAAAAGAAGAGCGACGCUGUGUGUCUUGUGGGCGUUAUGCUGACUCUCCCCUGUCCCUCCUGUCAGGGUUGGGACUUGCUGCGUUUAACCUCCAACUACUGAGCCGUCUUUCAGGGUCAUCUAUUUGUGGAAGGGGGCGGUGGGUGGAGUGUGGGGACUGUGAUCUGAGAGACCACGAAACAAAGAUCCCCUGCUGAGCCCUGGACCGGAUCUUGAGAACUCUCUGCUGGAAUCUUCCACAGGGUCUUUUGAGCCCCCAUCUGGUGGCGUGUUUCUAAGUCUUCAUGGAGAUUCUCCCUGUCAUAAGGAUAAAACUCACCCAACAAGUACUUGCAGAUGUCCACGGUGAAGAUGAUAAAGCUUUGAAAUACUUUAUAAAGGGCCUUUGCGUUCAAUA